AUGGAGCUUUUUGCUCGGUAUCUUGCCGCAAAGAACGGAGGGUUUGAAAUUUUUUCAUUAUUACCAUGGCAUGGCAUGGCUUAUCCGUUCAGUCCACUCGUGGCUGAUACAAAGACACGAUAUGUCCUACCAGGAGAUCAUGCAUUUUUUCUGUCGAGUCGGCCUGGAUAUCAUGCGACCAGAACCCCUCGUAAGGACGAUCCUAUUUACAAGUACGUCAUAAUUGCACAACAUUCCAGCAGAAUCUUGAGCACCUUGCACUAA
Penicillium paradoxum is the source of this 264-nucleotide messenger RNA. RefSeq lists its product as uncharacterized. Bases 1 to 264 code for a protein of 87 amino acids. The record is from RefSeq and is a predicted model, not a curated record. Lineage: Eukaryota; Fungi; Ascomycota; Eurotiomycetes; Eurotiales; Aspergillaceae. The transcript is spliced from 3 exons.